CCUUGACAACGGAGCCCAAAAAAGUGACGUUGCAGGAUAAACAAACGGAGGAGAGGCAGCUCAGACGGAGACAGAGCAGUGCGGCAGCCUGUAUCCUGACAUUUUGUAACAAAAAAUAUAUAUUUAUAAAGCGGAUAAUGCAGUCUUCCAAGAGGAGCGAGAGUGACUGGCAGGGGCUCGUCAGCGAGUUUCUGGUGUGUAAACGUAAGCUGGAGAGUAAGAAAGAGGCCCUACUCAUUCUGUCCAAGGAGCUGGAUACCUGUCAGCAGGAGAGAGACCAGUACAAGCUGAUGGCUAACCAGCUGAGGGAGCGCCACCAGGGACUCAAGAAGAAGUACAGGGAACUCAUUGAUGGCGACCCCUCUUUGCCACCAGAAAAACGCAAUCAAGUAAACCUGGCUCAGCUGUUGAGAGACUCGAGAGAACGAGCGAAGCAGCUGGCCGAGGAGGUGAAGGAGCUGACUCAGAGACUCACGGAGGCCCAGGGGGAUAACAAGCUUCUGAGGAUGACCAUUACUCGACAGAGGCUGGGGGAUGAGGAGGUGGGGGCACGCCAUUUUCCCGCCCAUGAACGCGAGGACCUAGUUCGCCAGCUAGAGAGAGCAGGGCUACAGAUGGAGGAGAUGGAGCACAACAUGAAGGCUCUGACAGACGAGCUGCAGGACGUGAAGGCGGAGCGCAGUGUGUUCAGGGAGAAGGCCUACCGGCUCAACGUGGAACUCAACCACGUCUUGGGCAACCGUGAGGCACGCAUCAUUGAUGUGGAUGCCCUCUGCAUGGAGAACAGGUAUUUGCAUGAGCGUUUCAGCCAACUGCAAGAGGAGGUGAACCUGCUGAAAUCCAACAUCAUGAAGUACAAGACAGCUCUUGAGAGGAGGAAAAACUCCAGCACAUAUGGGAAAUCAAACAACAGUCCCCUCACUGGAGUACUCUCCGCCAAACAAGUCCAGGAGAUGCUUCUGGAGGAGCAGGGCUGCAGCCUGCCAGCCACGCCUCAGUCCAUAUCCGACCUCAAGUCCCUGGCCACGGCUCUGCUUGAGACCAUCCACGAGAAGAACCUGGUCAUCCAGCAUCAGAGGCACACCAACAGGAUCCUUGGGAACAGAGUGGCAGAUUUGGAAAAGAAGCUGAAGACACUGGAGGUUUCAGGACUGUGGAGUCUUCCAGGUAACGGGUUGUGUUUGUUCCUUGAUGGCGGUCUCACAGGGACACGAGACCAUAGCACACCAAAUGAAAACCUUCAACCGGAGCUCCAUCCAACACGUGCCACAUCUCAGCCAAACAUGCAGCCCGGAGUGCAGUCACCCAAAGUUGUGUCAGACGACAGAAGUUCACAUGAAUCAUCGUGGGAAUGCCACACCGCUGGCAGCGACCUUGGCACAGAUGGCGUCAGCAGGGAAGACGCACCUGCACUGCUCAACAGCCUGGAGCCUCUAGUUGGGGUGGGGGUGGAGACGAAUGGGAUCGACGGGAGAGUGGGGGAGAUCGUGACCCUGACGGAAGACGGAGCCGCGAUAGAGCUGGAGGAGGGGCGGAGUCCCGUGGAAGAGGCGGGGCACGAGGUCGAGGGAGUCGAGGAUGAGGAACUGGGUUCCACGGUGGAGGAAGGAGAAGAGGCAGCUCUGGCGCUGGGUGUCACGCCCACUGAAUCAGACCUUCCAUGGCUUCAAGUCAUACAAGCCUCUGUGGGUCAUUCAGAGGUGGGUACUCAGCCCAGCGAAUCCCAGGACGAUGGGUCAAAUCAUGAACCUGAUCAUGUAGAAGCCUCAGUAUCAAUUCCAGAGAACAAGUCCACAGAGGAGUCGAAUACAGGGGAGUGGGACAUUGUGGAUCUGCGCAGUGACACCUGUCAUAGUGACAACUUGGCAUGAUCUGACGUCACCAAAAGACAUACGUAUUGAUAAUUGCAAUCAUCAAUCCUAGUUGCAUUCACACAGUGACACCACCGCUCACUUGCCCCCUUUUCCACCUAGCAGCUCUGUUUCAGUCAAUAAAACAGAGAGAAAACACUUUUUCAGCCACCACUGAAGGAGCCAGAGGUGCACUUUGUAUCGAGACAGGCUUGUUGCUGCGCAGGAACAGGCAAUCUCGAAAUCAAUGGAGUCGCAAACUUCAUGCCCUACAGGGAGAAUUUAGCUAGGAAAAUAACAAAUAUGGCAGCCUCAACUCCUGCGCCCCAUAUUCCCCUCUUCCUUUCCCCCUGCGAUAAGAUAAUCCCAAUUGUUUGCUUUCUUCUUCUUCCUUAAGGGAUGCCAAUAAACUUAGUGCUGCAUUUUGUUAUGACUCUCACAGGGAGUCCAAAUUGGCCUAACAUGUAAUGAAUGUGCUGUACGUAUGUGUAAAUGAAUAAUAUUCAUAUCUGAGAUUCUACUGAUGUCUCUUCAUCUCAAUGGAUGAAUCUUGCUCAUCAGCAAGUUUAAAUUUGUCCUUAUUUAUUUUUAUUUAGAAGUUGAUAUUUGAAUGCGACAACAUGUGCCUUAUAUGUAGAAAUGUAUACUGAUAUUUAUUAAUAUAAAAGCAUAAACCAGCA
Molecule: messenger RNA, 2530 nt
Organism: Epinephelus lanceolatus (giant grouper)
Lineage: Eukaryota; Metazoa; Chordata; Actinopteri; Perciformes; Serranidae
Gene: ccdc149a
Product: coiled-coil domain containing 149a
Source: RefSeq, a predicted model, not a curated record